This is a messenger RNA of Diaporthe citri, 3009 nucleotides long. RefSeq lists its product as uncharacterized. Gene Ontology annotation, molecular function: RNA cap binding. NCBI's taxonomy places the organism in Eukaryota, Fungi, Ascomycota, Sordariomycetes, Diaporthales, Diaporthaceae. Gene Ontology annotation, biological process: positive regulation of translation; mRNA stabilization. Gene Ontology annotation, cellular component: cytosol; cytoplasmic stress granule. Bases 1 to 3009 code for a protein of 1002 amino acids. The record is from RefSeq and is a predicted model, not a curated record. The transcript has 2 exons.
AUGUCGGCCGCUACCACCUUCUCGUAUGCGCAAGCCGCCAAGGGCCGCAACGCCACCCAGUCCGAUCCCCAGUCCGCUGCUGCGAGCCCUGCUCCGGUCGACCUAGCCAAGGACGACAACAGCUCGGUGACCACAGCUGCAGAUGCCUCGGCAAAGACCUUCUCGACUACCUCUGAAGUCUCCGAGUCUGUCAAGAGCUCCGAGGUCGACCUCGAGUCUGUUGCCUCGAAAGCCCAUUCAGAGGUCGCCAACACUGGCGAUUCCGACGGCUCGGCCACCUCCGCCAAGUCCGAAUCCACACUCAUGGCUCUCCCAGACGAGGCACCCAAGACCAGUGCGCAAAGCACGACAAGCGAGAAGACCUCCCGCCCGUCAAAUCGCCCCAGCGAGUCCUCCGAUUCGAGGAAAGGCCGCAAGGGCAAGAAAGGCAAAAAUUCAGACAAGGACGCCGAGGGUGAUCAAGUCCAGCAGGAGCAGGAGAAAGAGGUCGUCCCUGUGAAGCUCUUCGAAGCUCCGCCCCCGACCGUCAACGUAUGGCAACAGCGGGCCGCUGCUGCAAAGGCAAGACAACCUAGCGUGCCUCCUGCCCCAGCUGGCACCGAUGCACCGGCCAAAGUCGUCUCUCAAGACUCGAACAAGAGCACCAGCAGUGCCGAGGGUAUCGACACCAAGGAUUCUUCUGAGACCGUUCGGCCUGGGAAGGCUGCCGAUGGCUCACGUCCAUCCAGCGAGCAAGCCCCCCGCAGGAAUCCACGAGGGAGCAGGGCGAGUGACCAAGUCACGAAUGGCAAUGUGCCCCCAGUGCAGGACGCAUCUCUUUGGCCUACACCGGACACUGUGGCCGCUGAAGACAGCAAGCGCAAGGUUUCCGAGUCGGAUGCACCCUCAAAGGACAAGCAGGAGGAAGGGUCGCAGACCAAGUCUACCCGGCCCAAGUACGUCCAGAAGUUGGAAAUCAACCAUUCCGUCAAGUGGGAAACCCCGAUGCAGACACGCCCUGCGAGCAAGGGCCGUGGCGGUGGACAACCUGGGCGCAACUCGGUCGGCCGGGGCGGUCACGCCUCGACCGCCAGCGUCUCUGGCGACAAGUCGCAAGCCGCAUCUGAGGCGCAAGGGCCCGCUGCCACCGGCGAUGCUCAAGGGAAGCCGAGGGAAGAGGCACCGGCGCGUACCAACUCGCUGCCUUUCGAGAAGAAAAAGUUCUCUGCCGAGACCCGGGAUAUCCGUAAGACAUCAGCUUCGGCCGAGCGUCGCACAGGUGCCUCUGGCGAAUAUCACUCCACGUCCAAGAGCGAAGCAACGAAGGGCUCCAAGGGCGAGUUCGCCCAGGGUUUCGGUGGACAACAGAGCGGCUCUCGAGGGGACGGCGCUGAGCCUGGAAGAAAGGAUGGAGGCUUCGCCGGCCACAAGGAUGCGAGACCCAGGAGAGGUGCACAUGGUAACGGGCGAGGCGGGCACAACGGAAGCCAGUCUUAUACACAACAGGCAUAUCAGGGCAAUGGACACGGUCCUCGGUCAAGCACAUACAACCCCCCUCCUUUUGCCAACGGGUAUUCUUACGGAGGUCCUGGCUCAGGCCGAGCUGGUCGUGGUCGCCCUGCAUCAAUUAACGGUUACAAGGGCCCAUCGAACGGCGCCGUCAAGAUGCCGCCAAUGCAGCCUCUCAACACGGACUUUGGUCCUUUCUCGCCCUAUGGCCAAGCACCCUAUUCUGCUUUCCCAGGGGCCUUCCCACCAUCAGACUACAAUCUUCUGGUCCAUAACGCCCUGAAGUCGCAGAUCGAGUACUACUUCUCUACGGUCAACUUGCCCAAGGAUGUGUUCUUGAGAGAGAACAUGGACACCCAGGGAUUUGUGCCCCUGGAGGUCAUUGCUGAUUUCAGCCGAGUGAGAUCAAUAUCCCAACAGAACCUGCAGCACGUGCGAGAAGCCUGCAUGGACUCCGAGGAGAUCGAGUUUGUGCUCGGUGAUGGCAAGACUGAGCUUUUGCGGCGACGCGAAGGCUGGGAGUUGUACGUUCUCCCCGAGGCCAACAGGAGGGAGCAGGCUCGCAAUCCUGGCCCUUCCAGUUUUCAGCACAAGUCAAGACACAGUAUACAGCACGCACCGAACUAUCACCAGCAGGGCUCCAUGCCAUUUGCAUAUCCGGCAAUGUCGUCACCAGCAUAUGGAGGGCCGUUCCCUGGCGACAUUUACCCGGGGUACCUGAACGGAUCGGGUUACAAUAGCCAGGGGGUCAACGGCGGACCAGUCAGUGGACACCGUGCUGAUGACUCCCAGCUGAAUGCUGCUGUACCUGAGUUCGCACCUGGGAAUGAUCUCACGUACGACUUCACUCGCGCUGCACACCAAGCACAGGGCUCUUGGGUAGAGGAUGCCCUGCUGCAAGCCACAACUUUUUCAGAUGAUGAGGUUGCUAAGCUGCAUGUUGUGUCGCCAGGACAAUCCAAGAAAUCUCAGGAGGCUGAAAAGCUGCCCAAUGGAGACACGCAUGGGGCCACCGAGGACACCAAGGGUGCUGAAACCAAUGGGGUCCAUGCUAGCCCAGAUGCAUUGAACACUCCUGAGCUGGGCCCAGUCACCGACGAAUCUGCCUCCAGCUCUCCCGCGUAUCACCGAUUUGAUGGUACAGUGGCACAGUCUUCUGGUGGUAAGAUCACCGAGAAGUAUGUAGAUGUCCGAGCGAGGGCACUGGAGUUGCGUCAAUCUGCAGCCCCAGGAGACGUUCCAGAGGAGAUGAGGAGACUUUACAAGUUCUGGGCAUCUUUCUUGGUGUCGAAAUUCAACGCUAGCAUGUACAGGGACUUCCGCCAGCUCGCCCUCGCAGAUACGACAUCAGAAACCCCGAGCAAGACUGGCCUCGGUUAUCUGCACCAGUUCUACACCAGUGUGCUGUCCAAGACUGGUGAGGCAGGCAUAUGGGCGCCUGGCCAUCCAGUAUACCAAGUGCUGGACUCGGAUUUCCAAAGCUCCCAGACCGCGGCAGGAUCAUCUGAGCCCCAGGUCUAA